Molecule: messenger RNA, 1491 nt
Organism: Aureobasidium melanogenum CBS 110374
Lineage: Eukaryota; Fungi; Ascomycota; Dothideomycetes; Dothideales; Saccotheciaceae
Product: DUF1688-domain-containing protein
Exons: 4
Coding region: 1-1491 (496 amino acids)
Source: RefSeq, a predicted model, not a curated record
AUGGGUCUCUUCAGCCGUAAGGACAAGAAGUCGUCAGCAGUAGAUGCAGACAAAGGUCCUGGUUCAGAUGCUGGCUCCAUCCACAAGUCGCCAGCCAGCAAGCCCAUGAAUGGCAAUCCCUCGGCCAAUGCCUCUCUGCCACAUGUCCCACUCCCUAGAGCUCCUGACCCGUCUCUCAACCCCGCUGCCUACCUGCGCAGUAUCCACGCUGUGCGCGAGAGGUCCAAGUAUGUCUUCGAGCUUGCUAAGCGCAACAAAGCGAAGCACUUCGACGUCGACAUGACCAAAUUCGCCGACACUGCACGAUUCGUGGUUUCUAUCAUUAACAGAGAUUACGCUCCCGACUACGCUUCGAUCCCCCCACAUGGCCGUUGGCAGCACUUUGAAGUCGGUGGCAGACCCAGAGUCGAUCAGCUCAUGGCAACAUGGCCAAAGACGGUCAAUGACCAAGAACGUACUCGCAGACUCAUCGACCUGUUCCUCGUGUCAGUUUUGCUGGAUGCUGGUGCAGGACAGAAAUGGACAUACAAGAGCAAGGAGUCUGGCAAGAUUUACAGGCGCAGCGAGGGUCUCGCAGUGGCCAGUUUGGAGAUGUUCAAGGCUGGUGCAUUCAGCAGCAACCCCAAUGAGCCAUGCCAGGUCGACAGUGCCGGCCUGAAGAAGAUCAACGCACAGUACCUUGCAAAGGGCCUGCAAGUCACAGAAAACAACUCUCUCGCUGGUUUGGAAGGCAGAGCAAGUCUCCUUGUCAAGCUUGGAGAUGCUCUGCAAAAUCAGGACAUUUUCGGCAUCGAGGCUAGACCUGGCUACUUACUUGAUUAUCUCCUCUCGCACCCAUCGACCCAAGCCUCCUCAGUCCCCGUCGUCCCGAUACCCACACUCUGGAAUGCUCUCAUGGACGGUCUUGCGCCAAUCUGGCCCUCAACACGCACUGCGAUCGAUGGUGUGUCGAUUGGUGACGCUUGGCACUGUAAUGCAAUGCCCUCAGCGACGAAUGCCCCCUGGGAGAAGAUCGUUCCAUUCCACAAGCUCACUCAGUGGCUUUGCUAUUCAUUGAUGGUGCCAAUGACCAAGCUCAUGCACGUACACUUUGCUGGUACUGAGCUCCUUACUGGAUUGCCGGAAUAUCGCAACGGUGGUCUUUUGAUCGACACUGGACUCCUCACUCUCAAGCCCGCAGACGCCAAACGUGGUCUCGAGCAAUACCAGAUCAAUGCCAUGAAACAAGGACAACCUAACAUGGAGGUUGUUCCCAUGUUCAGUGUGGACGACGAUGUGAUUGUGGAAUGGCGGGCGCUGACCGUCGGCUUCCUGGACGAGCUGUGCUUUGAAGUCAAUUCUCAGCUCGGACUAGUAGGCAACAAGAAAUUGAGUUUGGCGCAAGUUCUCGAGGCUGGCACUUGGAAGGCAGGCAGAGAAAUCGCAGAGGUCUCGAGACCCAACACCAAGGAGCCACCGAUCAUGAUUGUGUCGGACGGCACCGUCUUCUAA